Molecule: messenger RNA, 2469 nt
Organism: Dendrobium catenatum
Lineage: Eukaryota; Viridiplantae; Streptophyta; Magnoliopsida; Asparagales; Orchidaceae
Product: ankyrin repeat-containing protein At5g02620
Exons: 4
Coding region: 511-2112 (533 amino acids)
Cellular component (GO): plasma membrane
Molecular function (GO): protein phosphatase regulator activity; protein phosphatase 1 binding
Source: RefSeq, a predicted model, not a curated record
CAGCACAAAUAAGAUUUUUUAUUUUUAUUUCUGUAUCUCCCUCUUCACGCGGGAAUGCGCACCGUCGACGUUCUAAAAUUAGUAGAAAUAGAAAGGAACCUCUUUUCCUCCUUUGGCUGGCUCUUAUUUGCCUGUAAGCCGCAUGCAUUCCUGAUUCCUCAACCUCUCCUUCUUCUCCUCAACGAAUCUUCCCUUUGGUUAUUCAACGGCAACUGGACAUUCCCCUUCGUCCUCCUUUUCCACUUAUUCCCUAAGUAAACUUCAAAGUUCCAGUUUUUGUGCAGCUGUUGCUGUAAUUUGUUGUGGGUUUUAUCAUCAUUAUACGAAGAGAGGAAGGAGGCCAUGAAUGAUUUGGGUCUCAGCUCGUGGUGUGUUAAAUGUUUGUUCUUUUGCCCAAAAGAAUGCAAAUAGAAUGUUUCGUGAUUACUGGUUUUUGAUUGAAGAGCAUAGAUAUCAGAUUCAUAUCUGUUUAAUCGGGUGAGGAGGGGGAGGGAGGUGGAAGGGAUCAAGAUGGAUUCACCAGUGGGGCAUCAAAGUUUUCGAAGGAAAAAGAUGACCAAGCAGUUGACAGGGAAGAGAGAUGACACUCCUCUUCAUUUAGCUGCGAGGGCAGGGAAUCUUGCUUCUAUUAAGAAGAUGGUUUCAGGGAAAACAGAAGAAGAGCUGGCUGAUUUGUUGCCUAAGCAGAAUCAUCCAGGAGAGACUGCUUUGUAUGUUGCUGCUGAAUAUGGAUAUGUUGAUCUGGUGGCUGAAAUGAUCGAGCAUUAUGAUGCCACAAGCGCAUCCAUAAAGGCAAAGAAUGGUUAUGAUGCUUUGCACAUUGCAGCGAGGCAGGGGGAUGUAGAUGUUGUGAAGGAGCUCCUCAAUGCCAUUCCAGAACUCUGCAUGACUGUUGAUUUAUCAAACACAACGGCAUUGCACACAGCCGCAGCUCAAGGACACAUUGAGGUGGUAAAUCUUCUCCUGGAAGUUGAUAGCAGUUUGGCGCUGAUUGCGAAGAGUAACGGCAAAACAGCUCUGCAUUCGGCCGCAAGGGGUGGACAAUUGGAAGUGGUGCAAGCUAUCCUAAGCAAGGAGCCUGGAAUAUCUGUCAGGAAUGAUAUGAAAGGGCAGAAUGCACUUCAUAUGGCUGUGAAGGGAACAAGUCUGGAGAUUGUUGAGGAGCUUCUCGAGUGUGAGCCAGCUCUGAUCAACCUUGUGGAUGCAAAGGGAAAUACUGCACUUCAUAUAGCAUCUCGGAAGGGUCGUUCUCAGGUUGUGAAGAGACUACUAGAAAGUCCUGGUAUUGAUACCAAAGUCAUCAACAAGUCAGGAGAAAGCCCACUUGACACUGCUGAGAAGUUGGGAAACUUUGAUGUUUCUGCUAUACUACUCGAGCAUGGAGUCCAGAGUGCAAUGGCGAUCAGACCUUCAAACCCUGUUCGAGAAUUGAAGCAAACAGUAAGCGAUAUAAGGCAUGAAGUUCAUUCCCAGUUGGAACACACUCGACAAACCAGAAAGCGCGUUAAAGGUAUUGCAAAAAGGCUCAACAAGCUUCAUACUGUAGGACUCAACAAUGCAAUAAACUCUAACACAGUUGUUGCUGUCCUCAUAGCCACAGUUGCCUUUGCAGCCAUUUUUACUGUCCCUGGUCAAUAUGUUGGUUCAGAGAACGUUGCUCCUGGCCUAACCAUUGGUGAAGCCAACAUUGCCCGACAAACAGCCUUCAUGAUAUUCUUUGUUUUUGACUCUUUGGCACUCUUCAUAUCACUUGCUGUUGUGGUGGUACAGACUUCUGUAGUUAUAAUCGAAAGCAAGGCAAAGAAACAAAUGACUGCAGUCAUUAACAAGUUGAUGUGGUUGGCUUGUGUUCUUAUAAGUAUAUCAUACCUUGCGCUUUGUUUUGUUGUGGUGGGGAAGCAUGACAGGUGGAUGGCUCUAUGUGUUACCAUUAUAGGUACUGUAAUAUUAGCUGCAACAUUGGGUACCAUGUCUUAUUGGGUCAUCACACAUCGAAUCGAAAGAAGGAAAAUGAGGAGCGUCAAACGCUCUUCGCUUAGUAGAUCGAGAUCAUGGUCAGCUGUUUCUGGGGUUUCAGAUGUUGAUGAGUUCAAGAUGAUGUAUGCAAUUUAGGCUUCGUUUGGGAUGUCUUUCUUUCUGCUUUUUAAAACAACUUUUUAAUAAAAAAAAAUUAAUUUUGUAUUAGAUAGCUGCUUUAAGAAGCAGAAAGAAAGCUAUCACAAAUGAAGCCUUAAGAACAUUUCAAGAGUCAGGUGUGUCAUUCUUGUAUCUCCAACAUGCUAUCUUUCAUCUAGCUUCAUUUUGAAAAAUGCUAGCUGUUAUUCAUUGAGAAUGUUGGCUCCAGAAGUUCACAUGAGAUGUAGUCGCAUAUGACAUGAGAUGAGCUAACUUGUGAUUUCCUCUGCAACUUUCUGUUGAACAAUGUAGAUACAAAUGUUUCAUAGGGUAAAGUGAACGGUCUUUAUACCA